Molecule: messenger RNA, 258 nt
Organism: Penicilliopsis zonata CBS 506.65
Lineage: Eukaryota; Fungi; Ascomycota; Eurotiomycetes; Eurotiales; Aspergillaceae
Exons: 2
Coding region: 1-258 (85 amino acids)
Source: RefSeq, a predicted model, not a curated record
AUGUCUUCGGAAGCUCCCCGCACGGCAGGAGUACAGCUCAGCUCCAAUUUCGCUACCAAGAGACUCUCCAUCGGCUACGACCAUGAAGCGUACCUCGAGCUGACGGAUGGAAAGGGUGAAGCAAAGACUCCCAGCCAGGUGUACGCGGAGGAGCGUAACGAACGGCUCAAGUCCCGCGCCGAAGAUCCGGCUGUCUUUUCUCCCAAGGGAGAUCCUGGCCCGACUGAUUUCGAGUGUGUCCAGAACAAGGCAGUUUGA